AUGAAGUUGGAUACCAAGGCUAUGCGGUAUUUGACCGCUGAAGACUGGCGCACACUCACAGCAGUCGAACAAGGAUCCAAAAAUCAUGAAGUUGUCCCUACAAAACUCAUCGAACAAUUGUCAGGUCUUAGAGGCGGGGUUCACAGAUGCAUAUCCGCACUCGCAAAAGUAAAUUUGAUCGCACGACUCAAGAACGCAAAAUACGAUGGCUAUCGCCUUACAUAUGGAGGGCUUGAUUACCUUGCUCUAAACACAUAUCGAAAACGCAAGGACGUAUACAGUGUCGGAAACCAGAUUGGUGUUGGAAAAGAGAGUGAUAUCUUCGUGGUAGCUGAUGAAAAGGGAGUGCAGAGGGUAUUGAAGAUCCACCGAUUGGGACGAAUAUCGUUUAGAACGGUCAAGGCGAAUCGAGAUUAUUUACGACAUCGAUCUUCGGCAUCAUGGAUGCAUAUGUCACGAUUAGCAGCAUUGAAGGAAUUCACAUUUAUGACGGCUCUGCGAGACAAUGGAUUUCCAGUACCGGAACCACUCGCACAAUCUAGACAUACUAUAGUCAUGUCUUUGAUUGAUGCAUUUCCCAUGCGUCAAAUAUCUUCCGUUCCAGAUCCAGCCUCUUUAUAUGCCGAACUUAUUUCGAUGAUCCUUCGCCUAGCGCAAUACGGUCUCAUUCAUGGUGAUUUCAACGAAUUCAACAUCCUAAUUAAGGAGGAAAAAAACCCAGAGAACCCCGAAGAGCCAGUCACCUUAACUCCCAUCCUCAUUGAUUUCCCUCAGAUGGUUUCUGUGGACCAUGUGAAUGCGGAAUACUACUUUGAUCGAGAUGUUAACUGCAUCAAGCGUUUCUUUGACCGAAGAUUUCAUUUCACAAGUAAUGAAAAGGGUCCCCAUUUCAAGGAUGCCCGCAAACUUAUAGGUAAGGACGGUGUGAAACGGUUAGAUGUAUCUGUCGAGGCAUCUGGAUUCUCAAAGAAAAUGGCGAAAGAGCUUGAAGCAUAUAUGAAAGCGGUUGGCGUUGAUGGCGAUGGCGAACCAGGGGCGGAAAGAAGUGACGAUGAAUUUGACGACGAAGAAGAAGCGAGUAAUGACGAUGAUGACGAAGAGGAAGAAGGGGGGAAGGAAGAAGAAGAAGAAGAAGAUGCUGCGGCUACUCAUGAAGGCGAUAGCCACACGGACCCAGCGAAAACCGAACUGCAGGGCGAGAAAACUACAGAGAUAGAGCCGGAGGGAGACGCAGGGCUGUUGGAUGAUCGCAAGGAGAAACUUUCACUGUCAAGUCUCAAGAUUGAAGAGAAGACUUGA
Molecule: messenger RNA, 1299 nt
Organism: Sclerotinia sclerotiorum 1980 UF-70
Lineage: Eukaryota; Fungi; Ascomycota; Leotiomycetes; Helotiales; Sclerotiniaceae
Exons: 1
Coding region: 1-1299 (432 amino acids)
Biological process (GO): maturation of SSU-rRNA; protein phosphorylation
Cellular component (GO): nucleus; preribosome, small subunit precursor; cytosol
Molecular function (GO): ATP binding; protein serine/threonine kinase activity
Source: RefSeq, a predicted model, not a curated record